Necator americanus (New World hookworm) is the source of this 993-nucleotide messenger RNA. RefSeq lists its product as uncharacterized. Bases 1 to 993 code for a protein of 330 amino acids. The record is from RefSeq and is a predicted model, not a curated record. Lineage: Eukaryota; Metazoa; Nematoda; Chromadorea; Rhabditida; Ancylostomatidae. The transcript has 8 exons. Gene Ontology annotation, molecular function: phosphoric diester hydrolase activity. Gene Ontology annotation, biological process: lipid metabolic process.
AUGCCUGCCAUUUUGUCACUAUCGUUAAUAAAUGGUAUGCCUGCUUCGUUGGCGAACUGGAUGGCACAUUUGCCCCCUGAGAUGACUGAUCGACCUAUUCACUCACUUAAAAUCCCUGGAUCACAUGAUUCCGGAGCGACAAAAUCCCUUAGCCUGAAGCUCCCUGUAGCAAACGAUGAAAGUGCUCCUAUUCGUCAGCUGGGGAGGGCUCCAUGCAUACGUCGUGGAAUUAAGAGAUGGGCUGUUACUCAAAGCUACUCCGUACGGCAACAACUUGAUCUUGGCAUUCGAUAUUUUGACUUACGUGUGUCGUAUCCACCGCUGAAAAUCCGCGAUUCUAGCACGGAUUUUCGACUAGUUCAUGCCCUUUACGGGCCCAAAUUAAAGGAUGUAUUUGAGCAAAUUCUUGAUUUUCUCACUGUGAAUACAAGAGAGAUUAUUGUUCUGGAUAUGAAUCAUCUUUAUGAUUUCGACACGCAAGCUUACAAUCUGCUUCACGACGAAACGAUCAAGUCGUUGGGAAGAUCACUCUUCUGUCCUAUUAAUCCUCCAAGCAGAAUCUCUCUCGAUUUUAUGUGGAGGAAUGGAUAUCGGUUUAUAGUAUUCUGUUGUUAUACCAACGAGUCAGCUCUGUUUUGGCCGAGCUACCUGAUUCCGUCGCCAUGGCCGGAUACCAACAAAGUUGAUAUUCUUCUACGGAUCCUUGAGUCUGACCUGGAAAUACGCUGCGAUGAUCCAGAUCGUCAAGGAUUUUUCGUUUCUCAAGGUGUUUUAACACCUAAAAACUAUGAUGUGGUCUCUAAAUGGUUCUCAUCGCUUCGCUCUGCUCUAUCACAACGGGCCACGGAACGGGUACUACAGUGGCUUGCUGAUCUUGAUAAAACGAAGAGAGAGAAGGUGAACGUCGUCAUUUUGGAUUUUGUCGACGAGGAAUCUUCUAGCUACAUAAUUUCGCUUAAUGGCAUUCAUCUGAAUUCGGCGUCUUCCUCAUGA